AUGGCUAGGAGAGUGAACUUCGGCAAAAUGAACAUUGACAGAUGCUCUCCCCGUGAGACGAUUCAUGACUCGCGGAUUGACACUAUCCGCGUUCCCAGAUUGAUACUUAUCCAAGGUCCUUCAACGCCCUUUUUUCGACUUUUCCCCUUCUAUCUUGGUGAUAACCUCCUGUAUCUAGCAGUCCUUCAGCCCAACAUGCGGUGGUCUCUUGCAGGGCUGCUGCCGUCGCUCUGCCUUGUCGUCCUCACCAAUGCCUCCCCACUGGGUCAUGAGAGCGCCUACGAUAUUGAGGGAGUUGACUCCCUCAACACUCUCGUUCGCAGAGUUCGAACCGGCCCAGGUGGUGGCACAGUCACCACCCCAAAGAAAACGACAGAUCUCUUUCUGCUAGAUAGCGGCCCGGGAGGUUGCACUAGCAAAGAGGCAACCCUCGAUAACUGGUUGACAGAGGUCUUUCUCCUCCACGACGCGAUCAAGACGGCGUACGCAAACAUCCAAGGAGAUAGGUCUUGGAUGCUGAUGUGGUACACCUGGUUCGGAGUCCAGCUUAAUAUGCAGACCGGAGGUGUGGACGUGAGUGACGCGGCCAACAAGCAGCUAUGGGACACGAUUGGAGACCACAUCUCCCGCGUUACCAAAUUCCUUGCCGGAGCUGGCCUGGCCAACCCCCAGGUGGCAGGAGAAAACCCUCGCCUGUUCUGUGGGCCCGAGGCAGGCGAACAUCAACCCUGGUCUGAAUCGGUCGUCAAGGAUCAUAACGGCCAAGAUGUAGUCACCGCGAGAGAUCCCGACACUCAGCAGCCGACCGAGUACUUGAAGCUUGGAACGGCGUUUCUGAGCACAGUCCGGGACCCAAAUGCCAAUGCCUUUUGGUUCAGCGCGUUUAACGGCUACGACCUUGACUUCAGUGGCGAAACAAGCCUAUGUGCCGAGAAUCCCAAAGAUGGGAAGCGCCGGUUCGCCAAAACUGCCCGACCAGCAUCGUCGUGGCCAGUAAUAUUCUCGGACGGCGCAGACUUUACCUUUGGCAGAGCCAACAGACACAUCUUGUUUUGCCCCCGGUCCUUUUCUCCUCCUACCGGAUUCCAUUCCUACCCGUCACUGACAAAGGCCGUCGAGGAGGACAAUUACCCCACAGCUGGAAUGAAGGACGAGAACGAGUCUCUGGACAAAAUGAUGCCUGUUAGCUCUACGUUGUACCACGAGCUCUACCAUCUGACCGAUGAUGAUAACACAAAGGAUCAGGCUUACAGCCUGGAUAGGGUCAUACGCAACGCUAGGGACCCAUCAACAAGAGAAGGCAACUCCCACAACCCAGAGACAUACACCCUUUUCGCCACGGCGGCGUAUCUGUACCUCAAUGCACCCCAGGACGAAGAACCCUGCUUGUACAUCAGUGGUUUCCCCAAAAAGGCUUCUAAUCCUUUUGCCUGA
Aspergillus fischeri NRRL 181 is the source of this 1434-nucleotide messenger RNA. RefSeq lists its product as uncharacterized. The record is from RefSeq and is a predicted model, not a curated record. Bases 1 to 1434 code for a protein of 477 amino acids. Gene Ontology annotation, molecular function: metallopeptidase activity. Lineage: Eukaryota; Fungi; Ascomycota; Eurotiomycetes; Eurotiales; Aspergillaceae. The transcript has 4 exons.